AUGGCCAGUGCACGUGUUGCCAUUUCCAAACCCUCGCUCAACAUGCUGCGCGUGCUACUGGCAGGGGUGCUGGCGACGGUCGUCGUCGGCGACUGCCCGUACGCGGGCAUCAAGGGCAAUGUGCUCGUGGCCGACGCCACGUGCGGCAAGAACCUCACCAUAUGCGGCGUCAACUCGACGUGCGAUGUCACAAUCAACUCGAUCAACGCUUCGAUCCCAACGUACACGGGCUGGUCGGCCGUCGGCAACCUGGACCUGUACCCGCUCGAGACCCUCACCAUCAAAAACUCGGCGUCCGUGACCAUCCGCAAGAUGUCGCUGCCGCUCAAGCUCCAGACGCUCAUCUUUAAGAACGUGACGUCGGUCGAUCUGACGUCGACGACCGAUACCAAGUGGGACUCGCUCUCCGUCUUGCAAUUCCUCGAGUGCCCCGGCGUGAGCUUCUCGAACACGAUGAAGUGGCCGUCCAAGCUCGACCUCGUGAUUCUGCGCAAUAAUGCACUGAGCAACAUCCCGCAGUUUCUACCGUCGACACUAACGGCGCUGGCCAUUCAAGGCAAUACGCUGGUCGACCUCACGUACCUGCCCAAGUCCAACCUCACGCUUUUGAAUCUGGACACCAAUUAUAUCAAGAGCAUCACCGAUCACGACUGGCGCAGCUUGGACUUUCUGCGUUUGUCUAACAACACGCGACUCGAAACCAUUGCGAACGUCCAGCUCUCAACCAAGCUCACCUAUUUUGAUGUGGGCAACUGCUCGUCGCUCCAGAAUUUUACCGUCGACGCGAGCACGUUCAGUGCGCUCAACGCGCUCAAGCCGUGGGCCGGCAACACGUCCGAGCUCACGGGCUUUGUGACCAACUACGCGAUUGCGACCGAUGCAACCGCGUGCACGGGCAACGGUGGUACGAUCCAGAGCCUCUGGAAGGACACGGCCAAGCUGCCCGUGUCGGUCUGCGUCACGACGGUCAAGGCUGCAUCGACCACAGCGCCACCAACCACAUCGUCGUCCAACACGGGGCUCAUUGUCGGUAUCAUCGUCGGCGUCGUCGUCAUUGCUGCUGCAGUCGGCUUCUUCAUCUACCGACGCCGCAAGCACGCAGCGCCCGAACCGAGCAUCUACCACCGCUACGAGCCGCCGACGUUCUUCAACGACAACAACACGGCGGGGACGAACGGCACAGGAGUUUACACCAACAAGUCCAUCGGGACCAACGGCACGGGUGGACAAACCAUUGGCACCGGCCCAACAAACGGCACCUCGGGCUCGCGUGGUGCGCUGCAGUACACGGACGCCGACGUCGUCUUGAACGUCAAGCCGCUCCUCCACCACCGACUCGAGCUCUCGGACCUCUACGUCACGUCCAACAAACCGCUGGCGUCCGGCGCAUUCGGCGAAGUCUGGCUCGGCACGUACGGAGGCAAGCAAGUCGCGAUCAAGCGCAUGAAGAACCAAGAGGCGCGCAUGGUCCAAAAGUUCAUUGAUGAAAUCGUGCUCAUGUCCCAGAUGGACAGCGACUACAUUGUCAAGUUUGUCGGCGCCAGCUGGACCCGCCCGAUCGAGAUCGAGUGCGUCGUCGAGUACAUGGACCUCGGCGACCUUCGCAGUUACCUCGUGAACCAGUCGCCGGCGCAGUUCAGCUGGGACCAAAAGCUCAACUGCAUCACCAGCAUCGUCCGCGGUCUCGUCUACCUCCACACGUACAAGCCGCCGAUCAUCCACCGCGACAUGAAGUCCCGCAACGUCCUGUUGGACUCGGUCAAGGGCACCAAGCUCACCGACUUUGGCGCGUCCCGCGUCGCCGAAGAAGACGAUCUCAUGACCAACGGCAUUGGCACGUACCAGUGGAUGGCGCCCGAAGUCAUCUCGGGGACCAACUAUGGCGCGCCGGCCGACAUUUACUCGUUUGGUAUCAUCUUGUCCGAGUUUGCGACGCACCAAGUACCGUACGCCGACAAGCGCCACCCAGAGACGGGCAAGGCCUUACCCCAGCACUACGUACUGAACCACGUCCGCGAAGGCAAGAUGCACCCGACGUUCAACGGUCCGGGUGUGCCGUCGUGGGUCCAGGACAUUGGUCUGCAGUGCUUGCAGCUGCACGAAGACGACCGUCCGACCGCACUCAUGCUCUCGGCGCUGCUCAGUCGCUGCAAACCGUAAACCCUAACAAUGUCGUUUCGGUUCAUAUCCUGGUCGCUGCAAUCUUAUCUAUUGAGCGUCUCGGAGCUCGCCGAACGUUUGGAAAUGCUGAA
Molecule: messenger RNA, 2252 nt
Organism: Saprolegnia diclina VS20
Lineage: Eukaryota; Oomycota; Saprolegniomycetes; Saprolegniales; Saprolegniaceae
Product: TKL protein kinase
Exons: 12
Coding region: 1-2160 (719 amino acids)
Biological process (GO): protein phosphorylation
Molecular function (GO): protein kinase activity; ATP binding
Source: RefSeq, a predicted model, not a curated record